This is a messenger RNA of Cheilinus undulatus (humphead wrasse), 2269 nucleotides long. RefSeq names its product OTU domain-containing protein 1. The transcript has a single exon. The record is from RefSeq and is a predicted model, not a curated record. Gene Ontology annotation, molecular function: cysteine-type deubiquitinase activity. Gene Ontology annotation, biological process: protein deubiquitination. NCBI's taxonomy places the organism in Eukaryota, Metazoa, Chordata, Actinopteri, Labriformes, Labridae. The coding region runs from base 219 to 1610 and encodes 463 amino acids.
AACGCUUCAGUCUCAUUCCGUGUGACUGACACAGUUUGGGCAGAAAGUGUCUUGUAACAGUUUGAAGUCUAAAAUUAGGGAGGCACCCCAACAGCAAAUGACGCAAGAGCACUAAAGUGGACAGUCUCCUCGUGUGUGCGUGUCAAUGACAGGACUCCGGACCAUGGAAACGCUCCCUACAACUUUGCUGUUGUUGAUGACACCGGGGGUAUUUUUGGAUGUUGUUGUCAUCUUUCCGUAACGGCCCGGCCGCGGCGUUCGGUAUAAAGGACUCCUUCAAAAUGCAGCUGUACAACAGUGUGCUGACACACUACCCGAGAUCGUCUCGCAAAGUUACAAUAACUUUAUCGACCGCUUCUGAGCGUCUGAACGGGACUACAGCGAGCCCCCCUGAGGCCGAGAAAGAGGGAUUCAAAGACCCAGGAACAAGCCCAGCCACCAACGGAGAUCCGGCGCCUGAGACUGCUGCUUCUUCCGCAAACAUGCCUGCUUUUUCAUGUUACGAGGCUUCUUCCAUGAGGCCGAUUUACUUCACAUCCACCGCUGAGAUAUUAAUCCGCCGACCUGAUGGAGUGGAGAGGUCUGUUCCUGUUCAUAUUGUGAGGGAAUCCAAGACCAAACCCCCCUCUCCGGACUCUCAAAGUAAUGGUGAGAGUAUCCUCUGUGAUUCUGAUGUGAUAGUGGACUUGAUAGAUCAUAUCAGUAAUGGGACGGAUGAAUACCAGGAGCUGGUUGGAGGUACUUUUUUCAGCCAUAACAGCAUGUGUAGACCCCAAAUAGAAGACAGAAGGAUUGUGGGGGGUUCAAGUGAGGAUGAUACAGAUUCCAUGAUUCAUCCCUCCUUCAGAAGCAACGGAUGGUCCUCAUUACAGGAAGAGGAGCUAGUCCCCACCAGGGCAGCUCAACCCGAAGACCUCGUAAACAGAGGUUUUAUUGCUCCAGAGUCUGAGGAGAGAAGGGCCUUCGAGCUCAGCGUUCUUCAGGAGGCAUCUCAACAGAGACGGCAAGAAAAAGAGGACAUCAACGAUAAAGUCACGAGGUACCUGGCUGAAGUGGAGAAACAAAACAGGUACCUGCAGGAGAGGCACAAAUUCAGGUACCACGUCAUUCCAGACGGGAACUGUCUCUACAGAGCCGUGUCCAAGGCCACGUUCGGGGACCAGGCCAGACACUCUGAGCUGAGGGAGCAGACCGUCCACCACAUCGCCGACCACCUGGAUGAGUUCAACCCCAUCAUCGAAGGGGACGUAGGCGAGUUCCUGAUCAACGCAGCACAGGACGGCGCCUGGGCUGGAUACCCCGAGCUCCUCGCCAUGAGCCAGAUGCUGAACGUCAACAUCCACCUGACGACAGGAGGGAGCUUGGAGAGUCCCACUGUCUCCACCAUGGUGCACUAUCUUGGAGAGGAGGACGUUUCUAAACCUGCGAUCUGGCUGAGUUGGCUCAGCAAUGGUCACUACGACGUGCUUCUGGACAGCUCUCUUCCCAAUCCAGAGUACGAGGACUGGUGCAGGAACUCGCAGAUGCAGAGGAAGCGAGAUGAGGAGCUGGCAAAGUCGAUGGCAGCCUCUUUGUCCAAAAUGUACAUUGAGCAAAAUGGAUCUGCGUGAAAGAAAAACACUGUAUAAUGAAAAUUAAAGACAAACACUGACAGCAGACACAAGAACCACUGAUCUGCCUGAUCCACGUGCUUUAAAUUAUUUUUAUAAGAUUUUCAGGAAGACGUGCAGUGCACAUACUUCGUGGUUUUGUAAGGAAUUGCUAGAUUAGUGGCAGAAAUGUUUGAGCCUGGUUGUGAUAGUGUGGGAUAUGGUGAAGUGAAUGAAAAUCUUCUGUUAGUACAUGUCUGAGCUUUUAGUCGCCAUUGUCUGCCUCUACAUUAUGUAAGAUCUGUAUAGCUCUGCUCUCUUUUGCACAGACAAGUCCAGAGAGUUUGAUUUGUAUCUUUGAGGACGAUUAAACAGCCUUUUCUAUUUUUUCCAACUUUGUUUGGGCUUUUUUGACAAAGUAUUUUAAAAUAAAGUCUCCAAAAAGCAGAUUUGUAAUGCUUUUGUUUUUAACAGCAAUCCUUUUAAGGGAGUUUCCACUGAAAUACUCAUAAAAGGUAUCUCUAACGUACAAAGUGCAGAAUUUUGGGACCUGUACCUUUAAGAGGAUGACUUGAUGCAUUACUCAUCCUUCACUCUGCCGUCCUGAAUUAAAAAGUGAUGUUUGGAAUACGUAAUAAGAAGUGACUCCGUAGCCGACGACCUCUCUCUCAGGUCAGGCU